Onthophagus taurus is the source of this 685-nucleotide messenger RNA. RefSeq lists its product as uncharacterized. NCBI's taxonomy places the organism in Eukaryota, Metazoa, Arthropoda, Insecta, Coleoptera, Scarabaeidae. The record is from RefSeq and is a predicted model, not a curated record.
UAGAGAUCCAAAGCCGUCUCGCAGGUCUUAAAAUGCCACCCGAUCAACUUCCCAUCGCAACAGGAUGCCAAUUUUUUCCCAGAGGGGUUGUAAUACCACAUGGUAGGGGUAUAAAUACUCAACAAAGUAUCUGAAAAGGCAUCAGUUUCUUGUGAACACCAGCAAAAGUUAUAUCAACUAAAAUGAAAUACAUAAUUCUCCUUGGAUUUUUAUUCGCGACGACGUUCGCUGAAGAAGAACCACAAGCCGAAAAAGCCAAGCCCAUUUUGAUUCCGGAAGCACGAGCGUUAGAUCUCCCGAAUGAACAACGUCCAGAUGAAGAACAACAAUUGCAACAACAACCACAACAGCAAGAACAACAACUGCAGCAACUGCCACAACAGCUGCCGCAACAGGAACAACAAGAAGAAAAUAAAAGACCGCAAAGACAUUUAUUGUUAGAAACGUAUGAGACUCCGUUAUUGUACUCGGCGUAUCAAACGCAGUAUUUGUACCAAUAUCCACAACCUUUGCUUUAUUAUCAACCGUCGGCUCUGUUCCCACAACCUUAUGUCUUGCAGAAACUUGCCAAAAAAUAAUUUCAUUGGAAUGAUAAACAAUGAAAGGAUCAUCAUCUAGUAUUGUAGUAUUGCACAAAAAAAUCAUGCAUCAAAAAAAUUCAUAAAUAAAAAAUUACAUCAUCAAA